GUCAGCUCCCUUCCUGACUUGCCCACCCUGCCCCCGGUGCCAUGGCGUCCAGCGAGGAGGACGGCACGGUGGAGGAGAAGGAAAACAACAACAAGAAGAGAACGAAAAGUGCCCUCAUAACCGCAUGGCUCACUUUCUACAACAUCGCCAUGACAGCCGGGUGGCUGGUUCUGGCAAUCACAAUGAUGCGCUUCUACAUCCAAAAAGGCUCCCAUAAAGGUCUCUACAGGAGUAUAGCAAGGACGCUCAAGUUUUUCCAGACCUUCGCAUUAGUUGAGGUGGUACAUUGUGCCGUUGGAAUUGUGAGGACUUCUGUGAUUGUAACUGGGGUUCAAGUAUGUUCAAGGAUUUACAUGGUUUGGUUCAUCACCAGUAGCAUCAGACAGAUCCAGAAUGAAGAAAGCGUAAUCCUGUUCCUGGUCGUAUGGACGGUGACGGAGAUUACCAGAUAUUCUUACUACACAUUCAACCUGCUCCACCACCUGCCGUACUUCAUCAAAUGGGCCAGAUACAACUUCUUCAUCGUUUUGUACCCGCUGGGAGUCGUCGGAGAGCUGUUCACCAUAUACGCCGCUCUGCCAUUCGUACGCAGGUCUGGGAUGUACUCAAUGAGGCUCCCCAAUAAAUAUAACGUGUCCUUCGACUACUACUAUUUCCUCAUCAUCGUCAUGCUGUCCUACAUCCCACUCUUUCCUCAGCUCUACCUGCACAUGCUGCGGCAGCGGAGGAGGGUGCUCCACGGCGAAGUCAUAGUGGAGAAGGAUGACUAGACGCGCACCGCCUCAUCCAUUUGAGCCAGCCUCCUCCCACAUCUCACGUAAAAAAACCCUCCGCACCACCCACUCCACCCCACCCCGCACCACAUCUCACCUUUUCUUUUUGGCUGCCGGCCUUCUUAACCGCCCAGGACCCGAAGAGGAGCUGAUGACCCGCCUGGCGAGCAGCGCCAACGAUGAAAACCGGGAUAAACUCCCAUCUGAAAGGUUAUUUGGCAAGAUGUUUACAGUUCUGGAGUCGUACCUCAGCUCUGAGAGGUCCGGAUUCCUUCCUCCGCCCGUCUCUUUGCACCGAAGAGAAACUGAGCCCACAUCGCUUGCGUCGCGACAUGAACCACGAGAAGACACGUGGAGGGAAGAUUGUACGUUGUGCGCUCUGAAUUGUCCCCCCCCUCGGCCCGACAAAUUGGUUUUAUAAGCAACGUGGCUGCACAGAUCACGGUUUAAAUUAUUUUUUUUAAGUCAAAACCUCAACAAUAAAUAUACAUUUAGACAAAUGUGCUGCUGCUUUUGUGUAUAUUUGUUUUACUUUUUUCGUGUAAAUUAUGCAACGUGAAAUCUUAAGCCACACGCCGUCUCACUUCGAGCAAGCACGGCUCCAACUUAAACUCUGUCCGCUUUUGGCUCAAGCUAGCGCCUUGUUUUAAUACUUUGAUGUUUACCGUGUCCACCAGACUUUCUAGGAGUCUUUUGCAGCAACAAAAGUGUGUGAAACGGCAUUUUUUUUUUUUUUUUAGCUUUCUGUCCGCGCUCUGAGUCGCCGUUCUGCGUCCCGUUUGUGUGUUUUGACUUGUCAAUACUCAUAGGAAGGUAGUUUAUUUUAAAGGUGCUAUUGUUAAGAUCUUUUCAAUCUUCUGUGCAGCUGAAGGAGUGACUGUGAUUGGAGUUGACCCAAAGCAGGAAAGCAGGAUGUGAAAUGACUCGAGAAGAAAUGUCGGUCAAUGACCUGUAUGGACUGUGGUUAAAAUCGAGGAGGAUCAACACUUUUGCUUAUCAUCUGGGUAAAAAAAAACAAAAGAAAAGAGAGAGAAUAAACAGCAAAUGUUAAAUCCAAAUGAAAGAUAUUUCAACAACAACAACAAAAAAAUGUGAAACUAAGUUUUUGUGCAAAACAAAAUAAACUCGAUUCUUCAACAGCGAAGAGAGUUUGUGAUGAACUUCGGCUGAUAUGGGAAGAAAUCAAACAGCU
This is a messenger RNA of Fundulus heteroclitus (mummichog), 1965 nucleotides long. RefSeq names its product 3-hydroxyacyl-CoA dehydratase 1 (gene hacd1). Gene Ontology annotation, cellular component: endoplasmic reticulum membrane. Gene Ontology annotation, biological process: dephosphorylation; very long-chain fatty acid biosynthetic process; sphingolipid biosynthetic process. The transcript is spliced from 7 exons. NCBI's taxonomy places the organism in Eukaryota, Metazoa, Chordata, Actinopteri, Cyprinodontiformes, Fundulidae. Gene Ontology annotation, molecular function: phosphatase activity; 3-hydroxyacyl-CoA dehydratase activity. Bases 42 to 770 code for a protein of 242 amino acids. The record is from RefSeq and is a predicted model, not a curated record.